Molecule: messenger RNA, 4237 nt
Organism: Hemicordylus capensis (graceful crag lizard)
Lineage: Eukaryota; Metazoa; Chordata; Lepidosauria; Squamata; Cordylidae
Gene: DGKG
Product: diacylglycerol kinase gamma
Exons: 29
Coding region: 795-3524 (909 amino acids)
Biological process (GO): diacylglycerol metabolic process; lipid phosphorylation; intracellular signal transduction
Cellular component (GO): plasma membrane
Molecular function (GO): ATP-dependent diacylglycerol kinase activity; calcium ion binding
Source: RefSeq, a predicted model, not a curated record
UACAAAGCGAAGGCAUAAUCAUCAGAGGGAAGGCUGUUUUCCCAGCUCAUCCUCUGCAGUCAGGAGGCUGGGCUCUUUUCUGUACAUGCUGAGAAGCCCAUGUGUUGCCUGAGGUAUCCAGGUACAGCACAGCUGGAUCUGGAUGUGAACCUGGUUUCUGGCAGGAAGGAAAAUCUGCAGCCAGAGAUUGAGAGCGACCUUAAGAGUGGUAGCUGGAGCUGUCGGGCUGAGUGGGGAAGCGCUCAGACAGCAGCUGCCAGCAAAGACAAGCUCUUUCCACAACAGCACAACAAGCAGCCUUGAGGAAGAGAGGCGAGACUCCUCCAAAGGGCUCCUUGCCCCUUAUGCUGCUGCCUACAUUGCCUGCCACCCAAGAAGCCAGCCAGCUAACCCUCCUGGAUUAUAAAGGCCAAGGCUACAGAUGGUAUUCAAAGCCAUCUGCUUUGUUGAUGUUGUAACCCUCCCAAAUAAAAAGGAAUAAAAGGAAGAAGAAGAAAAAGCAAGCCUCUGGCAACUUGAAGGGUUUGAAGACACCGGCAUCCCCCAUAAAGUAUUUUCUGAUGGCACUCCUACGUACGGUAAUUAUCAGGAUUGCUCUGAAGGAACCUGGAAUAUCAGCACUCCUACUGAUCAGGAUUUGAAUUCUGCAAUAAACAGCUAAUGAUAACAAAAAUGGCACGAUAGGCAUUUGAAGCCAUGAGUUGGACCCAGAAUAAUUUCAAGUUCUAGAGGUGCAUCUCCUCCAAGGACCUUUGCUGAAGGUGGACAGAGCCUCCCCAGAGUUCACUUGGAAGAUGAGUGAUGGUACAUGGAUCACACUUAGUCCGGCAGAGUUUGCUCAGCUCCAGCAGUAUUCGGAGUAUUCCACAAAGAAAUUAAAAGAUGUUUUAGAAGAGUUCCAUGGGGAUGGGGUCCUAUCAAAAUAUAACCCAGAACAGAAACAAGACACCCUGAACCAAUCCAUUGACUAUGAGGGGUUCCAGCUCUUCAUGAGGACAUACCUGGAGGUGGAUAUUCCAGAGGAGCUUUGCCAGCACCUCUUCAUGUCCUUCAAGCGAAAAGUCUGCCAAGCUUCUCCAGAGGGCCAGCGGCAAAGUUCCAGUGUUCCACAGCUCAACAAUCUUGAGUCCAAGACCAUAGAUACAGGCAUCUCUAUCCAGACUGAAGUUGCUUGUGCCCCUGUCACAGGAAUCAAUGGGAAAACACUCCUAAGUACCAUGGGAAGGCACACACCUGAAUCCAAACGCUCCCAGGCAAACCUAGUAGAUCAGCAAUCAGCAUCUCUAUGUCCCACUCCGACUGCCAAUACCAAUGCCUUUGGGAAUGCCUCACCAAGCUGGUCCAGGUCAUCGUCACAGAAAUCUGCUGGCGCCCCCUCUGCUCACAACUCCUCAGGGUCCUCCAAGAUCUCCUCAGGUUCUCUGCUAAGUCCACAGUCCCCGGGUUCCAGAAGCUUGGAAAAGAAACUGCCAUUCAGCCUCCGAAAGAGCCACAACUCCCUGAAAACAACCAGUCCUCAUUUGCCAGCCCCACUGGCUCAGGUAGUCUACCUGAAGGACAUUGUCUGCUACCUGUCACUGCUGGAAAGGGGACGGGCUGAGGAUAAGCUGGAGUUUAUGUUUCGUCUCUAUGACACAGAUGGCAAUGGCCUCCUGGACAGCUCGGAAUUGGAUCGUAUUAUUAAUCAGAUGGUUCAUGUAGCAGAAUACCUGGAGUGGGACUCCACAGAACUGAGGCCGAUCUUGAAGGAAAUGAUGGAAGAAAUAGACUAUGAUCAUGAUGGAACUGUGACACUGGAAGAAUGGAUUCGAGGAGGCAUGACCACCAUCCCUCUGCUGGUCCUACUGGGCAUGGAAACAAAUGUAAAGGAUGAUGGCCAGCAUGCCUGGAGGCUGAAACACUUCAAGAAACCUGCCUACUGCAACUUUUGUCGCACCAUGCUGCUGGGAGUGAGGAAGCAAGGCUUGUGCUGCUCCUUUUGUAAAUACACAGUCCAUGAAAGGUGCGUGUCCAAAGAGAUUGCUUCCUGCAUCAGCACUUACGUGAAAUCCAAAAGAAAUCCAAAUGCGAUGCAGCACACAUGGAUUGAGGGGAAUUCUCCAGCCAAGUGUGAUCGUUGUCAUAAAAGUAUCAAAUGCUACCAGGGCAUUACUGGUCUACAUUGUGUAUGGUGCCAAAUCACACUUCACAACAAAUGUGCCUCUCAUGUGAAGCCAGAAUGUGAUGGUGGGCAGCUUAAAGACCACAUCUUGCUGCCAUCCCACAUCUGCCCAGUUGUUCUGGAUAGGCAAUCCCACCCAAGAAGAUCAGACAGUGAAUCCCCAUCCAGCACCACCCCAGAUGACACAAGCCUGACCUUCAGAUACAACACCACAACAGUGGAUGGACAUGGGCUGCAGAUCACCCCUAAGCCUGGAACACAUCCACUGCUGGUGUUUGUGAACCCCAAGAGUGGAGGGAGACAAGGGGAAAGGGUUCAUCGGAAAUUCCAUUAUCUCCUCAACCCCAGACAAGUUUACAACCUGGACCGAGGGGGACCCACUCCUGGAUUAAAUUUUUUCCAUGAUGCCCCAGACUUUCGCAUUCUGGCUUGUGGAGGGGAUGGGACUGUUGGAUGGAUCCUGGAUUGUAUAGAUAAGGUAAACCUAGCAAAGCACCCUCCCGUGGCUAUCCUGCCCUUGGGGACAGGCAAUGACCUUGCCCGCUGUCUACGAUGGGGAGGAGGUUAUGAAGGAGGCAACUUAAUGAAAGUCCUGAAGGACAUUGAGCACAGUACAGAGGUGAUGCUGGACCGAUGGCAAAUUGAUGUCAUUCCCGAUGACAAAGAGGAGAAUGGAGAUCCUGUCCCCUUGAACAUUAUCAACAACUAUUUCUCCAUAGGAGUGGAUGCAUCAAUUGCGCACAGAUUCCACAUGAUGAGGGAAAAACAUCCUGAGAAAUUCAAUAGCAGAAUGAAGAACAAGCUGUGGUAUUUUGAAUUCGGCACCACUGAAACCUUUGCUGCCACCUGUAAGAAGCUCCAUGAUUACUUUGAGAUUGAGUGUGAUGGAACAGUUCUGGACCUGAGUAGCACUUCAUUGGAGGGUAUUGCAGUCCUCAACAUUCCCAGCAUGUACGGAGGCUCCAAUCUCUGGGGAGAGACUAAGAAGCAGCGCAGCUAUAACCGGAUGAGCAAGAAAGUACCUGAAAAGUUACAAUCCUCAGUCGUUACUGAUGCCAAGGAGCUGAAGUUCUGUAUACAAGAUCUCAGUGAUCAGCUCUUGGAAGUUGUGGGCCUUGAAGGGGCUAUGGAGAUGGGGCAGAUCUAUACUGGACUGAAAAGUGCUGGCAAGAGGCUUGCCCAGUGUUCCUCCGUCACCAUCAGGACAACCAAGCUGUUGCCCAUGCAAGUGGAUGGAGAGCCCUGGAUGCAGCCGCCCUGCACAAUUAAAAUCACCCACAAAAGCCAAGUGCCGAUGUUGCUGGGACCUCCCCAAAAGAGCAGCUUCUUCUUCCUGAGGAGAAGAAACCGAACUCGAGAUUAAACUGCAGGCAAGCAAAGAACAAUCUCUUCAGAAACAGCAAUUCUUCAUUCCAGUGGCAAUCACACAGAGAAAGCCUAUGGAAAAGAACCCUUCAUUCCUUCAGAUUUCCUGGCUUCUGACUUUGCUUCGGAAACAUCAGUCUGGAGGCAGCGUUAUGAACUCUUAGUGGAAAAUAACAGGGUUGGCAUUCGGCAGUCGAACUGAAAUAGCGGUGUGGAGGCUGGUUAUGCGUUCCAUUGCAGAGGCUCAUGGAUGCAGAAAACUGUUGUUGCCAAGAGUGAAGUUGAAAGGGAAUGGCAGGAGUCUUUUCUGGAAGCAGAAAGCAAACUCAGGGGUAUUUUAAAUAAGCUACUGGACUGAACUGCUCGUCACGAACACCUCACGAUCGAAGUCUUAAGGGACUCUCCGAGCAACCAGAGAGAGAGAGAGAACCAGAUAUAUAAACAGGCCAAACGAGCAUCUUUCCAUUAGGCUGUACUGAAUGCACACUUCCCUCUUAGUGUUUUGUGUGAAUACAGACAGCAGACUAACCCUGUUCCCCACCAUGACAUGUACUGUAUAUCCUCUUGGGCAUGGACUGCUCUUCCUUCUUUCCCAUGGAUCUUUUUGUGGUUCUCUGCAUGGAAUUGUGUGAAUUCGUAAUGUAGCUCAUGUUUAUAUGUAAAUCCUAAAUGAUGUGAUUUUACAUCAAAUAAAAUGAUAAUGAAGCAGUG